UCGUGAUCCGAGCUCUAGUAUGGCGACUUCCGGUUCUAUGCGACGGAAGUGACGUGUGCCACACGCCGAACGGGCCGAGGCUGAGAUGAGUCAGGUGUUGUGUAUUUCGGUUGCCGGGUCUACCCGGUUGCUGAGGCUUGUAGGCUGGGCUUUGAGAAGCCUACAUCUACCUCCCAGUGACCCGGCUCGGGUCCAGCUUCCGGCCGAGCAGAAGGAACCCAACCGUCCCAUUCAGUUUUCCUCCAGCAAAGCCAACCCGUGUCGAUGGUCGGUGGAGCAUUCCUUGGGAAAGGGGCAUCAGCGGCCCUGGUGGAAAGUGCUGCCCCUCAGCUUCUCCAUUGUGGCUCUAGUCAUCUGGUGCUAUCUCAGAGAGGAGAGCGAAGCGGACGGAUGGUUGAGAUUCGUGUUUGAAGAAGAACCGGAGUCCGGUGAUCGUCCUGAGGAGCCUGAAACUCCGGCUGCGUACGAGGAGAGAACUUAACAUGGGUGCGUGCUGGAGCUAGCAGGAAGGAAACAACCAGCUGCCCUUCGGAAUUAUUUGACUUUGCGUUUGACGGUUUUUGUCCUGGUUAUGCGUGUGUCUUCGGCCCAAAUUGACUCAGUUGGUGCUCUUGGCUCAUGAAGGCAGAGCAGAAUGUUUGCAGCUCGUAAUCUGCUCCUUGCCUGACACCAGUGUCCAAAAGACUUUUGAGAGCUUUCUAAGUGACUUUGGUUGCACUGGAUAUUGUUGAAUUUCUGAUGUCUUUGUACAGCCUAAUCAUGUAUCCAACGCAAUUCUUAUGACACUUUUGUUAAUCCAUUGUUAAUUUGCAGAUCAUGUGCUUUCCAAGACAGAAUAACUAGUAGAAGUGUUAAACUUUAUAAUGUACCAUGUUGGGGAUAAAUAACAGUUGAUGUUUUCGAGACAGAAUAACUAGCAGAGUGUUAAAUUUUAUAGUGUACUAUGUUGGGUAUAAAAAACAAUUGAUGUAGUGCUGGGGAUUUAGCUCAGUGGUGCUGCUGCCUGCCUCGAAAGUACAAGGUCCCUAGUUCGAGCCCUGGUACCAAAAAAACCCAAACAGUUAAUGUUAGUGUUGCAUACUAACUGAAAAUACAUUUUGGUAAGGUUGAAAGGGUUGAUUUUUUUUUUUCAUUUUGUUAAAAAGUAUUAUGGG
Messenger RNA from Fukomys damarensis (Damara mole-rat), 1154 nucleotides. It is a transcript of the gene CUNH16orf91, whose product is annotated as chromosome unknown C16orf91 homolog. The record is from RefSeq and is a predicted model, not a curated record. The coding region runs from base 86 to 481 and encodes 131 amino acids. NCBI's taxonomy places the organism in Eukaryota, Metazoa, Chordata, Mammalia, Rodentia, Bathyergidae. The transcript has 2 exons.